UCUCAGAGGUGGGCGAUAAUAGUUGCGACACAGUUUUUAUAACUAAUGCAAUUAUUAUCGUACACAUUUAUUGUAUUCACUAUUUUUGUUCCAAUAAAAUAUAUUUCAUAUAUUUCAUAUACCGAUGCGGUUACGCGCCAAUUCAAAUUUUUGAAAAAUUUGAAUAUAACCAAAAGAUUCGUUUACCAUCAAACGAUACAAUGAAGACUCUACGGUACGUGGGAAAAAAAUAUCGGGAAAUUCUUUUUUCGGAUGAAAAAAUUUUUACCGUAGGAGAGAGCUGCAACAAACAAAAUGAUAAGGUGUACGCACACAGUAGUGAAGAAGCCAGUAACCGUAUUCCGCGUGUCCAACGAGGUCAUUUUCCAUCCUCGCUCAUGGUAUGGUUGAGAGUUUCUUAUUGGGGCUUAACAGAGAUACAUUUUUGUGAGAAAGGUGUAAAAACGGAUGCAGUUGUGUAUCAAAAUACAGUCCUGACGAACCUUGUGGAACCUGUUUCUCAUACCAUGUUCAAUAACAGGCACUGGGUAUUCCGACAAGAUUCGGCGGCAGCUCAUAGAGCGAAGAGCACACAAGACUGACUGGCGGCGCGUGAAAACGACUUCAUCCGGUACGAAGACUGGCCCUCCUCCAGUCCAGAUUUGAGUCAGAUUACAAGAUAUGGCAAAACUUGGAGGAUAAGGCGUGCUCAAAGCCUCAUCCGAAUUUGGAGUCACUCAAGACAUCCUUGAUUAAGGCAGCCGCCGAUAUUGACAUGGACCUCGUUCGUGC
Chilo suppressalis (striped riceborer) is the source of this 771-nucleotide messenger RNA. NCBI's taxonomy places the organism in Eukaryota, Metazoa, Arthropoda, Insecta, Lepidoptera, Crambidae. The record is from the annotation of a GenBank genome assembly.